AUGAAGACCAACUACCUGCCCCUCUACUCUCUAAUUACCCUGAUUCCCCUAGGCUUCGCCUUGACGGUCUACUACACCCGGCGCUUAGAGAAAAUGGACAAGCACCGCCGCUCCACGUCCAAGAUGGUGAAAUACACCAAUUCCAUCGCAGCCUGGCUGACAAGCUGCCUAGGAACCCCUCGUCCCGUCGACGCCACAUCCACCACCACCACCACCACCACCAUCAUUCCCAAAGACGUCAACGUCGACCUGGAAAUGCAGCAGGACUUCACCAUGGGCCGCUACGGCAACCUUCUCCCCACCCACAAGGCCGACCGGGCGCGGGCGCAGGACUUCGGCUUAGGUUGCAACGGCUCCCCUUACAACAACGUAGCCAACACCCUCACAGCCCCUACCCUGCCGGCCCCGUCCUUCUCUACCUCCUCGAUCAGCCGCUGCUCCAGCGCUACCCCUGGCCCAGCGUCCUCGUCUCACCGUCUGAGCACCGCCUCCUCCGCCACCGUCUCCUCCACCGCAGCCGCCCUAGGCAUCGGGACCCGGUCCGAAAACCCCACUGCCAUCGUCGCCGGCCUAUCCCUAGUCCCGAAGCCAUGGUACGUCGUCCCGGACGAAGACAUGGACGAGCAGUUUGACCCCGCCCCGGCCUUCAUGCGGCAGACGGCGGUGCUGGGCAAGGCGAGCGUGUUCCGGCCGGAGGCGCAGCAGCAAUACGAGUUGGACGAGAAGGCGAAGGCCGAGUUGCCCCAGGACGACGGGUUCGUGCGUGUUCCUCUCACUGGCGCGGGUGACACGUGCCUCCUGGCAGAGCAUAGCGAUGAAGAGCCAGAUGAACAUGCUGUCUCGAGGCAUCAAUAA
Messenger RNA from Cryphonectria parasitica EP155, 855 nucleotides. RefSeq lists its product as uncharacterized. The transcript is spliced from 2 exons. The record is from RefSeq and is a predicted model, not a curated record. Lineage: Eukaryota; Fungi; Ascomycota; Sordariomycetes; Diaporthales; Cryphonectriaceae. Bases 1 to 855 code for a protein of 284 amino acids.